Symbiodinium sp. CCMP2592 is the source of this 1566-nucleotide messenger RNA. Lineage: Eukaryota; Dinophyceae; Suessiales; Symbiodiniaceae. The record is from the annotation of a GenBank genome assembly.
AUGAAGGAAUGUAUGCAUACACAGACAGUUCCCUUGCGCAGGUGCCCGGCCUUACUGUGUUCAGUGCAGAUAUUUAAGGACCAUAAUGCUGCUGAAGCCUCCCGAGUUGCAUACGACAAUGGACAGACAGCAGCAGAUGGGGAUGCCUGGAAGAACACAUACAUCCAGCUGGGAUUGGCACACAACUCCACGAGUGACAAGGAGACAGUGUUUCUGGGAAACGUGCAGGCUCUGGGCUUCAUGCUAGGGACACAGGUGCAAAUGAGGACUGUGGAGUUUACAAAUGGCCCAAAGGCUCACCCUGUUCUGCCGAUGAAGCAGCUGGCGACAGAGAUUCUCCGAGAUUAUCCGAAAUUGCUGUUGUUUGGGCAUGAGUAUACGGAUUUGGUGAAAGUGGAGACGGAAUUGGCGCAAUUCUGGGCCCGGUUCCGCACCACCUGGCAUGACCAUGAUGAUGAGCACGCUGGGUUUGGCCAAGGCAACAAAACCCUGGACAGCCUUCUCAGGCACUUCGUGCAGGAUGCAAGAGACUGCUACUAUGAUGGUCUUGAUUCGAGAAACGGAAAAUUUUACCUUGUGCUAAUCCGUCUUGAAGGAGAUUUGCCAGCCCAGGCAAAGCUAUCACAUUCAGGCCGCAACUUUACGAAUGACCCGAACCCGAUGUGCCCGUGGUGCUUAGCGGAUGGAAGGGGACUCCCAUUCGGAGACUUCCGCCGGAAUGCCCUGUGGCGAACGACGAUUGCAACCCAACCUCCUUGGAAUACAUCGAGUCCUUUGCAUGAUCUGCCGGGAGGUGAAGAUGACAGAUUCCUGGCCAAGGAUUUGUUCCACAUAUCCCACCUGGGCAUAGCGAGGACCUGUGUUGCAUCUGUGAUAUGUUUCUUGGUUGCGGUUGGUGGGCACUUCCACCCCACUGAAGGUGGUGUGUCGGUGCCGGCAUGUUUGAAAGAGGCCUACAAAGCCUUCGCUUUCUUUUGCAAGAACAUCCUACAUGAGACACCGGAUGUCAAGACCUUCUCACGAGAGAAAAUGGGCUGGAAGUCUCUAGCGAAGAUGCCGGAGACUUCCUGGAAAGGCUCUGAUAUCCGCUUGCUCACGAAAUGGCUGGUGGACUAUCUGUCGAGGCCCUGGCUAUUCGAUGAUGUCACUGGGCAUGUGUACGAUUUUCUUACAGCGCUCGACGACUUUCAUCGCCUGUGUUAUGUGGAUUCGAAUCGGGUGUGGAUGAACAAUGCACAGAUGCGGACUGGACGAUCGCUCCUCGCCCGUUUUUUCGCAGGCUACUCGAAUGCUGCUCAGUUGUGCCAUGCUCAAGGGUGGUUGUUCUUUAACAUCACCCCGAAGUAUCACUAUCUGCUGCACAUCGAGCAUGAUAUGGCACAGUCGAAGGGCCACAGCUGGGGCUUUAAUCCGGCGUGCUUUACGACACAGAUGGACGAAGAUUAUAUGGGUGUCUCUUCUCGAAUGAGUCGUUGUGCUCACCCUCUGGGAGCUGCAAAGCGCACGGCUCAGAGAUGGCUCAUAUAUUCUUGGCUCCAAUGGAAACCCUGGAGGUUUCAGUGCUGA